Messenger RNA from Hermetia illucens (black soldier fly), 2802 nucleotides. RefSeq lists its product as uncharacterized. The record is from RefSeq and is a predicted model, not a curated record. Bases 101 to 2140 code for a protein of 679 amino acids. NCBI's taxonomy places the organism in Eukaryota, Metazoa, Arthropoda, Insecta, Diptera, Stratiomyidae. Gene Ontology annotation, cellular component: membrane. The transcript is spliced from 4 exons.
AUUCAAGGAAAAAGAAUACUAUGAAAUUCCAAUCUCAACAGAGCUAAUUUUCAAAUUUUCCACAAGUUUAGUUCAACUUGUACAUUUUCCGCAUUUCAAAAUGCACCAAACGAACCGCCCAACUUCCAAAUCCAAUUGUCAUCGGCCAACACUAAAUCCAUUCAAAUGUCAAUCGAAAUUAUUGUUUUUAGUACACAUCAUGGACGUUGAGAAUUCGAAUCGGAGUGAUGUGAGAUGUCGCCGACCAUUAAAACGCCUUCCAUACAUCGUAAAUAACAAUAUAUUCUCAAUGGAGACGUACUUCGUAUGGUUCAGCGCUUUAAUAUUCCUAACGGAAUUGGUUACAGAUCUCUGUUUGGUGGCCUAUUACAUACACGAGAACGAAGUGCGAUGGGGGCUGAUUACGUUUGCAAUAAUUUUCCUUCCUCUCAUGAUUUGUCAGCUUUGUUCGCUGCUCAUGAUGAGGACCCAGAAGGCAGUGGAGACUCCGGUGCUUGUUGUUCAUUUGUUCUUAAUGGGGAUUCCCUACAGGUAUCACAGUAUUUUGCGGAAAGUGGAUAAGGAUAAAAUGACGACGCAGGAGGUGGAGUACGUGAGGAAUAUGAUCCGCGAAGUGAAUGUCCUGCAAACAGUGAACGCAAUAUUGCAGUAUUGCCCGCAGUUUAUGUUUCAAGCAUUCCUGAUAGUCUACAAAAAGUACAAAUGCAUCAUUACAGGUGUUUCAGCUGGUCUGGCAGGAUUUUCUUUCUUAUGGCAUAUCUUCAUACAUUUCUACUAUUACGCGAAAAGUUGCCACACUGAUUUAGAUGCAAGCGGUUCAGUAGCCGAGAAUGGAAUUAUCGACAACCUGACAUCAUCUCAACGUCGUAAUGUAAGAAAUUUGACGCCAACCGAAGAGAAUUUAUCUAAGAAUUACAAGAAAUGUAAAAUCAGCGAUAAUUUGAAAAUAUUCGAAAAACCUAUGUACAAAACAGAUGACAAUAAUUUGAUGUCAAAGAAGCCAACACUUAAGCAUGUUGAAAAAAACAAACUUUUUGGUUUCAACAAGCGCAAAACCGUUUAUCAGACGAAUGAUUUCGACGUUAGUGAUAUCAAUAAUACGUCGACCGUCUUUUUUGAAGUGAAUGAAAGCAGCGACAGUUACAACAAACUUUGCAUUUCACCAGUAAAGCGGGCAGAAGAGUUCAACAACGAAAACAACGCCAAUUUGAGCAUUACAAAGAAAAUGUUGGAUAAAGAAAGUGAUCCAGAGUUCAAAAGUACCGACAUGGCUGCAGGGCCAGUGGAGAGCAGAUUUCUCAAACGCAAAGGGAUAUGCUCGUCGCAAGAAAUGCUUCAUUUGGUCGACAUUAUGAGUGACAUUCCACCUGAACAAAUUGAUGUGAUGGCUAAAAGUCUGGUUGAAAUGGGCGGUGAGGAAAAUCUCAAAACAGAUACAGAACAAGCCGACAAUUCCCGACUUUUGGAAAAAUUUCCUGAAAUGAUUGACGCGAAACUAAUGGAAAAUAUUGAAACAGUCAUUUACGAGAAUCAAGUGAUUUUCCAAGAGAGAAUUCGUAAGAAUCAACUGACAAUUCAGAACUUAAAGUUGCAGGAUCAACUUUUGUCCAAGUACAUAGACAGUAUUAAGAAUCUGCCAUCAAAUGAAGUCUUCAGUAUUCGUGACUAUGAGAAUAUGUGCUUUGCGAAUGUUAGUCGGCAGAACCGCUUGAAGCACUGGCGUAAUUAUCUGCAAGACAUCAACACGCAUAUGCAUGACAAUUCAACUGUUCAAAAUAGCAGUUUUUAUGUGAAUACGAACACAAUGUCCAACUCCCUAACCGAUCUCUACGUGAACGGUACCGAUGUAGGGUCAGUUGCAACUGACGAUUGUAAACUUUCAGACCAGGUUUCAACUCCAUCUUCUCUUGCGAAGAAGAUUCCACGCGCCAUAAAGCUACCGCCCAGCGAUGAGCUAUCACUCGAUGAUAAUAUGAGUGAUCAUAAUUUCUACGUAAACAUGAGUGGUUCGAGCUCAUCGAUGCCUCGGAAGAAUAUACUGGUGGAAACUAUAAAUGCCAUCAACGCUGAUACACCAGUAAGAAAUUUACUCAGUAAAUCAUCGAAUUUACCCAACAGUAUUGCGUCGAGCAUAAAAUGAUGGUGACCAUUUAGAUUAAGAUUUUUUGGUGCAUAUUAAUAUGCUGUGACAACUGGACCAUCACAGUGAAUUUGUGUUUAUAGUAUUAUAUUAGAAUUAGAUAUGUGAGUUGAUUCAUUAUUUUGAGAAUCUUUGGUUUUUUUACAUUAUUUUUCUGUUAAAAUGUUGAGGACUUGAUUUUUUAUGUAAAAAUGAGUCUUGAUUUGCUGAAAAGCGGAUAUUUUCAUAUGAAGCAUUUACCGAUCAUUUGAUUUGAUAUUUUAUAAUAUAUUUUUAUAUUAAACCGAAUAUUGACUCAGAAAACUACAACAAAAACAUUAGAUGCAUCUUCCAUAUCAUUGACAUUUACUUCCGGUAUCGCUACGAAAAAUAUGACAUUGGGUUGUAUUUUUUUUUGUUAUUUAUUUGUGAAGAAAAUGCUUAUCUGGGUGCCAAUAUAGCUUCUCUAGUUUGUAGUAUAUUAUUACAGACAAUUCUCAACACAGCGAGCAAUCUACGGCAAUAGAAUUUAGUUGUAUAUUUUGAAGAAUCAUUUUUUAUUUUUUUUUUCUAUGAUAGAAAUGAACCUCAUUUAUGCCAUUCGAGUGAUGUAUUUUUUUACAAAGCUGGUUAUAUAUUUCAUUCUUUUAUAUAUGGAUUUAAUAAAAAAGUAUUGAAAGUCA